This is a messenger RNA of Cydia strobilella, 10950 nucleotides long. RefSeq lists its product as uncharacterized. Lineage: Eukaryota; Metazoa; Arthropoda; Insecta; Lepidoptera; Tortricidae. Gene Ontology annotation, molecular function: endonuclease activity; ubiquitin binding. Bases 187 to 3858 code for a protein of 1223 amino acids. Gene Ontology annotation, cellular component: nucleus. The record is from RefSeq and is a predicted model, not a curated record. The transcript has 10 exons.
CAUUUUUGCUAGCGAUUAUGGAGCGAAAUGGUUUUGUGUUUCGUAAUAAACACGUUAUGUUUACAACUGGUAUUAAAACGGAGAACAGAAUUAACGAUAAAGACAUUUUAAUUGAAACAGAUGGCACGUUUAUAUUAGUCGUUAGGUAUAAAAUAAGAGUGUUGUUUUGAUUCAUUUUCCUUCAAAAUGGAUCCUGAGGAUCAGAGGUCAGAUUUCACGAGAGUUGUCGACUCUCUGAUGAGUUUAUUCGGUGAAGUGAUGACCCGAGAUGCAGUCUGCGCAAUCGUGGAGCACUGUGGUGGGGACUUGACUGAAGCAAUUGAUAUUAUUAUCAACAUGUCAGAUGAUUCUUCUGUCAGCGAAUUAUCAAACAAUGUACCAACACCUAAUCAAACAAUUGAAUCUUCACACAAUGUUGUGGGAAAUCUAACUGUCUCACCAAAGCCACAGAAUACUGGAACCGUGGAACUCAUAAUUAAAGAGACAGAAAGUCUAUCUGUAACAAGAAACCCACAAAAUGCCAAUAUGCUGCUAUUACAACCUAGAUUAUCAUAUUCUGGAGCGUCACAAUCCAAAGGAGCUUACCCCAAACAGUUUCCUAAACAAGGACCGAUCAACUCACAAAUAAGUAUAUGGACGCCACAAACUAGACAAAUUGUUGAAUAUCACAAUAAAGGGAGUAGAACUUUAAUUUUAAUGAGAGGGCUACCUGGGAGCGGCAAGUCUUUCUUAUCACGGCAAAUAGUUGAAACUAUGUGCCCAGGCAUGAAUUAUAAAUCAUUCAUAUUUAGCACCGACGACUUUUUCAUGCGUAGGGGAAGAUAUGAAUUUCAGAGGUACAUGCUUCCCGACGCACACCAAUGGAAUCAAAAUAGGGUCCAAGAAGCAUUUGGUCGCGGUUUAAGCCCUAUUUUCGUUGAUAAUACUAACGUGGAGAUACGGCACAUGGAGCCAUAUGUUAGGGCAGGAGUCCGGGGAGGCUACAUAAUAGAGGUUUUAGAACCUAAUACUCCAUGGGCUAAAAAUGUUGGCAACCUGGCUCGAAAAAAUUCGCAUGAUGUCAAUAUUUCGGCUUUAAAACGACUAUCGGAUUCCUUCCAACAUUGCCCGAGUGGUGCUUUUUUAAUACAAAUUUUUGGGUUAUCAUAUCCUGCAGAUAAAGUUCCUCCAGUAAUGAGGAAUACUCCACCAGUUUUUGAACAAGAUCAACAUGAUGCUCCAUCUCCACAUCAAACACGUCAAAGCCAGGUUGAAUCGGCGACAAGUCAAUCACGCCAGGCAUUUGAAGUGAGGCAAAAUCUUCCAUAUGGAUUGAAGACUCACGCGAUACAGCAGGAACAUCCUACUACAAGCCACAGCCAAGCUGACGAUGCUUCAAAUACUGCACACGUGCCAAGUGAAACCCAGGCCGCUCCAACUAAGGAAAACUUCUUAUCAUCUACGCAAAAAUGUUCACAUAUAGAACGUAUUAUAGAAACGACUAUAGAAAAUGAACACGAAACUUCUGGUGAUAUUUCCUCUGUAACAACCACAAAUGACGCUGAAACAGCUCAUGAUGACAAUGAUCCAAUCCAUAAAGUUGAGUUUGUAAAACUUGAAGAUGUGCGAAAGCAGUUAGAGCAAAUUGAAAAACUUGAAGAAGAAUGGGAAAAUGGAGAUGCAUGGAAUGAUGAUUCAAAAUCAACAGCAAAUUUUCUCACUGUAAAUGCGCCAGAGUUUGUUCCUCAACCACCUAGAAAUGCUGAACUUAAUUCUACAGAAUCAGAUAGAUUUUUGCCAUCCAGUUCCCAUUAUAAUGAUUGGUCAAAGAUUUCAAUGUUCAUGCCAUCAUGGACUGAAUGUCAACCUACUAGUUUACUGGACACACCAAAUGUUGAAGUAAUGAUGGCAACAAGUGGUACUAGUGUAGAAUUUGAUGACACUGACGUCAAUAAUACAACCCUUAAAAUUCUUAUGGCUACACCUAGAGAUAUUAACUUUUACUACACGGGAUUAAAUGAAGAAAAGAUUCCUAAUAAACGAAUGUUGGACAAAAGCAGUAUGACGAAUGAUCACGAUCACAUUGCGAUUGAAACUGUUAGGUGCAAAAAUGAAGAGAAACACUUUAUUGCUUUUAGAAAACUGUUCAAGAAUAUAUCCAAAGUGGAAUUAAGAGAUAUAUUUGAUAAAUGUGUAGGCGAUGUAAACUGGGCUGUUGACAUUGUUCUAGACGGCAUGGCUAAUAAUCAAUUGCACACUAGUACUGGAGACAUUUCGGACACAGAAGAUUUUGGCGAAGAACAGUGUGACUGUCUCGCAACAUACAACAUAAUACCGAACGUUAAUACGCAGCCGAAAGUAACUAUACCCAUUCCAGAUCUAAGCCCAACUGAACUCGCACCCGUAAUAUCAGGACCUAGUACACAGAAAUUUAAAAAAGAGAAGAAAUUUUCGGAAUCCUCUAUACAGUUAAAACGUCAAAUAGAGCAAAACGUAGUUAUAUCUGACAGUCAUUACUCUGACCAUUGUCUUAAAAUAAGGAAAAUGCGCCGCGGUGAAGUGGACGAUGGUCAAGGAGUUUCACUUCAGCAAGAAACAGAAGAUAAAGAAAGAGACAGUCCUAUAGCUUCCACGUCAACUGCUGCCGAACCUGUAGCGGAGUCUUAUUUGAGUACUGAUGAUGACGAUUCUCAAACCGCUUGCAGUGAUGACGGCGAAAGAGUUAUCAACGUUGAUUUGGGAGCAGUCUUUAUUUCAGAGCUUGAUAACAUGUUUGGCCGGAACGAUAUGCUAUACCCAGAUAACAUACUGACAAGGGUGAACAUGCCAGUUUCCUUGUUAAAUGAAAUUAACGCUCUUUGGAUUGAGUCGUUUAUGUAUCAAUUAGAUGAGCAGUCGCGCCAGUCGGAAAUAAUGCUACGCCAAGAUGAAGAAUUUGCGAGGCAGCUGGCUUUAAAAGAAGAACAAUUGGCUAAAGCGGGGCAAGAACCCGCCGUUCCAGACUUAAAAGACAUUAUGGACAUGGAACUAGCGCUGUCCAUUUAUAAGAAGGAGAUAACGGCAGAAUGGCGCAAUAAUGUGCCUAAUGAUUUGGCCGCUAGAAUGACGAGAGAAAAAUUGUAUAAUUUGUUCCCUGACGUGAAUCCAGAAAUUCUCUCUGAACUUCUAAUGGCUCAUGACAAUAAUUUUCAGGCUACUGUUGAGGUAUUAUUAUCAUCAACAGGCAAUGCCAAAAUACUGGAAGAAGAAAAUGGUGUAGCAAAAUUUAUAACUACAAAAGAACUAGAACGCCAUGAAAAAUUGAUUGAAGAACAAAAAAAGGCGCUGUCGGAUGUGGAAUGGCCCUUGCUACCCAAGGAUGACAAGGUCGACAUGAACACGGUGCAGGAGUACCGAGCUAAAGCCAGCGAACACUUGGACCAGCGGAAUCUGUACCGACUGCGAGCCGAAAGUUUUCUGGCGCGCAACAUGCCUCAAAUCGCCACGUACUACUCCGACGUGGCGGUGCUGCAUAAGAAGAAGUUCGACCACGCCAACAGUUUAGCGGCUGCUUCCCUGAUGCAGGUCCACGCAGCAAAAAAUACCGACAAAUCCACAAUCGACCUUCACUUCAUGCGCUUACUCGAAGCCAAAGAAACGUUAGACUUGUUCCUCGACUCCCACAUUCGCAAAUUGCGAGAGUCGCAGACGAAAGGGCCGAGAUUCCACACGUUGUUCUUUAUAACGGGCCGGGGCUUGCAUAGUCCCGGUGGGCCGGUCAUCAAGCCGGCCACGAAACGAAGGCUUCGUGAGAGGGGCAUAACAUAUUCUGAACGCAACCCGGGCCUCCUGACAUCACGGGUGUGCGCCGACGACAGGCUGACCCACGAGCUGCAAUAGUAUUGGCCCCCUCCGUGCCGCCGCCCCUCCCGCCUGCACCUACAGCCCACCUUCAUGUACGUCUACAACCGCGUCGUCGGCCAACCGUGCCUGUUCCACAACGGCUUCAUGCAUGUAUCCCUCCUCCUCCCGGGUUUCUUGCUAAAUCACAAUCGGACCGUGUUCAGUUUUUAUGAUAAUCCCCCGCUUUUAGUGUGCACUACUAUUAUGCCGAUACCGGGCAGCUGGCUCGCUUUAUCUUAUACAUGGAUCACUGUACCUUUAUACCCCUUAAUCUAGCUCUACAAAAAUUCAUGUCUAUGUUCUCUACUUUCCCUGGUUCGAAGUAUAAACUCAAACAUCUUUACUCCAACAUUAUAAAGACCUAAGGUGUGCAAUCCUAUGACGACUAUGACACACAGUUGUAACUAGAAAUUCAGCUUGCAUACUGUAGUCACCUGCAAUAUUAUCUUGCUCGUAAAAAUAUUAAUCACUCUUAGGCCGCUUUCCCACUGACGUCCAGUUUUUUGCGUACGGUUUUUUGCAGGAUCCAGUUUUCUGUAAUAUGCGUGCAGUAUCCGGCAAACAGAAUGCUCGUGUGAACGUCACUAUAUUAACACGUAUACUACUUAAACUGAAUCCUGGAGAAAACCGUAUCCCGCAAAAUACUGGAAGUCAGUGGGCAAGAGCUCUUACGGCGUUACAAAUAAGAUUGUGUCCGAUAUUGUGGCGCUCAUCGUUGUGCAAUAUAUUAUUGCGUGUAGCUUUCCAUUGCUAGUUUGAACGUUGAGCAAAAAAUUUACCAAAGUAAUACUGAACUGAACGGAAAUAAUAUCACUUCAUUAAGAAACGUAUAAGUACUAGACUUGAAUUUGCUUCUAGCACUUUCACUACUCACUUUGUAAAUGUGUCUUUGCAAGAGAUGCCGUUAGUUUUAAUUUAAACAAAAGACGCAAAUUGUCAACAAACAGCUCUGAUUCGACGAUGUAUUUUGGUGUUGGAUUGUCAAGUGCCAACGGUUUCUUCGUCUUGACAAUGUCAUGAAACCUUGUUCGACUUAUCACGUACUAGUUGUCUAUGCUACACCUAAAUAGCAUUUUGGCUAUUUUAAUAAACUGUUAUCUUGUAGGGAAUAAGAUUUUAAACGUCAAGUAGUGAUGUGACCCUCGUCCUUAAAUUGGCUUCCUUGCUUUCGUAAGCGACAGUUGGGUGGAAUGCUCUAAAACCGUAUUAAUAUGUUUUCAUUUUACUUUAAGUUGUUAAUAACGCGACUAAAUUUAAGACUGAGACUAGGAACAAUGACUUUAACACAAAUCUAUUUUGAUAUUUGUAUCUUCGUCCAUUUACUGACCAAAUAAUUUAGUACAGAAUACAAUGUUUCGGCAUACGUAAGAUUAGUCAUAUAAUAUAUCAUAAUCUAAGAUCUUAAGAAUCGAUCUUAGAAUCUAGAAAUAAAACUAUGAAAACGGAUUAUAUCUCGUAUAUUGAAUUUAUAAUACAUCCCGACGUUUCGAACCCUUUACAGCGUUCGUGGUCAACGGGUGACUGAGGAAAAACUACAAAGUGCAAAAAUACCCACAUACUAAAAAUAAUGAGCCAUCAUAGACUAUAAACUUUAAGGCUGGUUGUACAUGCAAAAUCAGUUCAUAAGGCUCUAGUUAUACAAUACAACUAUUUUCAAGUAAAGAUAUUUAUAAACGCGAUAAAAACUACGCCGGCUCCAACCCUACACCUCGGACCCGAGAAGAUUUAAUUCCCUCCUAAAUUGUAGGAGGGUAUCCCAAUAUGGGACCGGCAACAAACUCGGCGGGACACAUCUUUUCAAAACAUAUUAUACUCAGAAUGUCCAACAUCAUCCAACACUAAGGUCGCGAAUAUACGCGAUAUAAUCCGUUUUCAUAGUUUUAUUUCAUGAGUAACUAUCGCGGUAACCGAAGACAAUAUUAUUUAGAAUCUAGGAUCUUAGAUUCUAAGGUAGUAUCCGCUACGUAUGUAAAUGAAAUACAAUGCCAUAUUUAAAGCGGAUGUUAUCAUCAUUGUAAGAAACACUUCACUCCUAGACACGGAAAACAAAUGGAAGUAUUUAAUUAGCAAAAGGAGUUAAAAAGAGAAGUUUACAUAUUUUUUUACGCAUAAGUAUCUGUAUUACAUGUUACAAAUGUUCAUGAAACUGGCCUCAGACCGAUAGUACAAAAGGUCCCAACUAUGGUCCAUAAUGAAUUUGAAUAUCUUCGUUCAGUACGGCAGAUGUCGCUAGUCGGUAUACAUUAGCUUGUAUUCCAUUUACAUCCACAAUUCUAUCUACAUACAAAUUUUGAAUACCAAUUUUCAAAAAAAAAUCUCUUUGUAUUGUUGCAUUUUUGAUACCGACAUUCAUUGCCGACGCAUUACGAUUACCAAGUGUCGUAGACGCGAAUUCGCGUCUUCGGCAAUGAAUCGGUCCGCUUUCCUACUUGCUUUGCUCCACUUAGAUAUUGUGUUGUAUUUAAAAUUAUUUGGGCUUUAGGCUUUCACUGCCAAAAAAGCAAAGCUGCCAGUUUCUUCGUACUUCAUACUGUUGUAUAGGAUGUGGAGGAUAUGUUUAUCCUCCCGAGCCUACUUUUGUACUGUCCUUUUCAGAGGUGGCGAAAUAGUUGACUAUACGUAAUAGUUAAUUAUGUAUGAUAUUUUCUAAACAGUUGUUAAGACCUAUCUUAACAAGUAGCAGAUAAGUAGGUAUUAGCAUACCUAAGUACCUACUUACCUAAUCUAGACAGAUUAAGUCUCUCAAUCGUCCUAUGAUAUGUAAAGGUGACAUCUACCGAAACUAUUGUGUACUAGUUUAAGUGCUCAAUAAGCUGUUAGCUAUGUCAAUGUAUGUAAUAGUUCCUAACCAAUCCGUAGUGUCAUAGUGUGGCGCUGUACUUUACUAUAUAAGCUUCUACAUGUAUGUAGAUAAGCCCACUUUUUCUAACCAGCCUUCUGUAAAACAUUAAAUUAAGAUAUCAGAUUCUCUGCUUUCAUUUGGUCGCCAUUACCUCCAACGCUGAACAUAAUGGUGACCCCUAGUUUAAAUCGCGGUUAAUCUCAGUACUUUAAAGCGAAUCGCUAGUAAAUUUAGUAAAAUUUGCGAGCCGGUACGUCGAGGAAUCGCCGCGUAUCCUGAUUUAGGCCGGGAGAGCAACGUUACCACGUAGGCAGCAACCGCGUGGGGCUCCGCCGACCUGAAGAAGCUGAAGAGGUGACUAGGAGGCGACCACACCACUCGAUCGAGCGGCCUGAGCCAACGCGACAGGCGCCGACCGAGCCACCAAAGCGGGACCACGUGCGUGGCACCGCAGCCGCAGCAGGGAACGGCUACCGCAAGUACCAAAGGGACCACGUGGGUGGUACCACACCAGAGGCAGAAGGAGCGCCCAAGCGAGGGCAAUCACCAAGCUACGCCACGCGCACGAGCAUCAAUCGAGAAGGCAAGUGAGCUGGCAUUCCCUAACCUAUCUACCAAAUCUCCCUACCAAAUUUAAUUGUAAUCGAUUUAUUUCCUACAAAUUGUAAAUUGUAAUCGUUCUUAAUCAUGUUAGAAACUUCCAAAAACACUCUAGAAGAGUUAGAAAUUAGGCAGUUAAAAAAUAGACGAGGUGUCUGUAAGCGAAAAUUAACUGUAUUUAAUAAAUUUAUAGAAAGAAUCGACUCAAGUGCAUUGACGGCCGAAAUAAUUGUAGACAUAAGCUUAAGACUAGAACAAUUACCAAAGUUAUACAAUGAUUUCUCUGAGAUACAGGACCGGAUCGAGACACUGUGCAGCGACGAAGGGGACAUCGAAGCCCACGAGGCCGAGCGUAUGUCAUUUGAGGACACAUUUUACCGACUUAGCGCUAAGGGCAAGCUGCUGGCGAAGGUAGAUACCGAUUCAACACCAAAUGACCAUAGUCCGCAAGCCCCGCCGCAGCAACCCCUCGGAUUUCAAAACCUUCCUAAAGAACCGAGCUGACCGGCUGGAAGCGACCAGCCCAGCAGUACCAUCGGACGCACCCAGCACUUCCAAGAAGGCCAUGGUAACCACGUCCGAACCUAUCAAGGUAACCUCCAAACAGUUUAAAUGUAACCAGUGUCCGUAUUGUUCGAGUACGCAUUAUAUUAAUCAGUGUCCAAAGUUUAGUGCAUUAAACGUUAUCGCGCGCAUCCGAGCCGUGAAUAAAUUACGAUUAUGCUUUAAUUGUUUGUCCGGAACGCAUGUCUUAACAAACUGCAGGGCCAGUACAUGUCGAGUAUGUAAGGGCAAGCAUCAUACGUUACUACACAAACCAAAUACCAACACUCAUGUAGGUAGUAACCCCGUACCAACGCGAUUACCAAUAUCAACGUUAAUCGACGAACAACCGAGUUCUAGUCAAAUCGAGACUACCUUGUCGAAUAACACUUUAAUCGAAAAACAAAUAAACAAUGCGCGAAAUAGGUCAGUUUUCCUUACAACAGCCCAAGUGCUCGUUAGGGAUAAGCAUAACAAUGUGCAUAAAAUGAAGGCAUUUUUAGACAAUGGCUCGCAAGAAAAUUUCAUUACCGAAAACGCGGCCAAAAAGUUACAAUUAAACAAGGAACAACUUGCCUUAAAUGUCAUAGGUUUCAAUGAAAAAGUGUCUAGCCUUUUAGAAUCGUGUGACGUAACAUUGCAUUCCUUAGACGGAACCUUUACAACGAAUUUGUCCUGUUUUAUUACGCCUAUAAUUUGUACUACCAACAUUUUAAUACCAAACGUGCAACGUUGGCACAUUCCGUCGCGUUAUAAAUUAGCUGAUGACGAGUUUAACUUAGCUCAAGAUGUAGAUUUGCUUAUCGGUGGGGAGAUAUUCUUUGAUUUACUUCUUACCGGUAAAUACAAGCUCGGGCCCGGAUUACCGGUUCUGAGACGCUCGCGAUUAGGAUGGAUAGUCACGGGUUCCGUACAAAAAAAAAACCGAGUCUGCCAUUCAAUGUAAAGUUACAGUAGAAACUCAAUUAAAAAAGUUUUGGGAAAUAGAGGAGGGUUCCGCACCAAAUUUACCCUAUGAUGAAAAACAAUGUGAGGAUAUAUUUCUGAAAACUCACACUCACAACUCUGAGGGUAAUUUCGAAAUAGAACUUCCAUUAAAGCAGCCACCUACCAAGUUAGGUCAAUCUAGGCACAUAGCAUAUCGGAGGUUCAAAACAUUAGAAUCCAAGUUCGAGCGGAACCCCGAAUUUAAAGAUAAAUAUGUGAAUUUCAUGCGCGAGUUCGAACAAGCUGGCCAUAUGAUUCAAUUACAAGAUAAUUAUGAUGGCCCAUGUAAUUUUCUACCCCACCAAGCUGUUUUUCGCGACUCCCCCUCAACCCCUAUUCGAAUUGUUUUCGACUGCUCAUGCAGAACUGAUAACGGCAUUUCUUUGAAUGAUAUCCAAUACAAAGGCUCAAUAAUACAGGACGAACUCAUAAAUAUACUUCUACGAUUCCGAAAAUACCAAUAUGUUAUUAACGCUGACAUACAAAAAAUGUACAGAUGUAUUUAUGUUAAACCAAAUCAACAAUACCUACAAUGCAUAUUUUGGCGGGAAAAUACUCACCAACGACUCCAAAUUUAUAUGCUGACCACAUUAAGUUUCGGCUUAAAGUCAGCACCACAUAUUGCAACCAGAUGUUUGUUACAAUUGUCAAACGAAAACCAACACACAUUUCCAGCAGCUGCAGAGGCCAUAGCGAACCAGUUCUACAUGGACGAUUUUAUCGCCGGCGGCGACGACGAGAAUCAGGUAGCUGAAACUGCAUCACAGGUGAACGAGAUCCUGCGGGGAGCCAACUUCACGCUGCGGAAAUGGAAGUCCAAUUCCGAAGUCAUCAUAAAACGGGUGAGCGAAACACACACACACCAAAACACACACACAACCGAAUUUGGAGAUAAAACACAUAAGGUCCUGGGUUUAGCGUGGUCUAGUGACUCAGAUGAGCUUAUGUAUACCAUUAAAGAAAACCAAAUUUCACACCCAAUCACCAAAAGAAAGGUACUAGGGGUAAUUUCGUCCAUUUUCGACCCCCUAGGCUUGACGGGACCAGUAAUUGUAGUAGCCAAAAUAUUUAUUCAAAAAUUAUUUAAGGCUCAAUUAGACUGGGAUACCGAAUUAACACAAGACUUGAUCCAAGAAUGGAACACAUUCUAUCGAGACUUGUUUUUAUUAAACCAAUUGAAAAUUUCGAGAUGUACAGUCAUACCCAAUUAUGUAACGAUACAAAUUCAUGGGUUCUGUGACAGUAGUAUUAAAGCCUAUGGCGCUGCCAUCUAUAUACGAUCAAGCGAUAGAGUAGGAAACGUACAAGUUCACCUACUUUACUCAAAAUCAAAAAUAAGUCCAAUACAACCCCAAACUAUUCCAAAUUUGGAACUUUGUUCCAGUUUACUGCUCGCGACACAUGUCGACAAAAUAAAACGAGCAUUAAAAUGUGACGUUUCCGGAAUCAACCUGUGGUCAGAUUCAAAAAUAACAUUAUGUUGGAUAAAAAAUAGUAACCCUAAAUUAACUUGUUUUGUUAGUAACAGAGUCACAAAAGUAUUAUCACUUACAAACAAGCACGAGUGGUCAUGGGUCCGCUCGGAGGAUAACCCCGCCGACCUUUUGUCCCGAGGGGUAGCACCAGGCAAGCUGGAAACCAACCAGUUAUGGUGGUCUGGGCCGGCGUGGUUGACCCAAAGUCCGGACACAUGGCCGACCCACGAUUCUGAGUCACUAAAUCAUGCACCCGAGGCCGAGAGCGACGUAAACAUAACUCUCACCUUGGCUAUUAGCACAGAAUCUAACGACACGAUACAAUAUCUUUUCCACAGGUGGUCAAGCGAUAAAACACUUAUUCAUGUAUUAGCAUACAUACUUCGAUUUAUAUAUAAUACAAAAAAUAAAACUCGAACAAUUAAUCCAAAUAAUAAAUUAUCAGGACCAUUGUCCGUAGAAGAAUUAAAAAAAUCGGAUCACGCAUUAAUUAGACAUGCACAAAUGGAAUCAUUCCCACACGAAUAUAAAUUAUUGCAAAACAAUAAACCGGUUCUUAACAAAUCAAAAAUAUUAUCUUUACACCCAUUCAUGAAGGACGGACUCGUUCGCGUAGGCGGACGAAUCGGUCUUUCGCAUUAU